CCUCCGGGGGCCCUCACCGGGCCUCGGGAGCGUCAAAAAGCGACUCAGGAUGCAAAGCUGGUCAUGGGGAAAGGGUCGGGACCUUUGGGGGUCGACGUAAUGAACAAAUGAUUACGUCGGGGGUCUGGGUUUAUAGACACGCUAUGUUCAGUUUCGGAGAAGAGGCCAUUGCCCGUGAUGGGGCCUCGCGGGAAGUCCACGCCCACUCAACAUCUUGCAAUUGUGCUAACAGCUGUAACUUGGGUUUCUUGAGCUGCGGAACAGAACAGAACAGAUAAGUUCGACGAUGGGGGGGAAGACAAAAAGCCAGGAAUUAUGAGCAUAUGGGGGAUAUUUUUAUUUGUGUGUAUUUUUUUGUGUGUCCUGGGGCCCCUCCAGUAAGUCCCACUUCGCGGAAUGGGGCGGGGGGGCCCGUCCCCCCGCACACGUCUCCAAGCCAGGCCCUCUCAACAAAAACAGCUCCGCCAACGCCCGAGAGAGUCUCCGAGAGAGGUCAUCCUCGAAGGAGAGCAAGCGGCGAAAGCAGAAACCUUCGGAGGUCCGCGUUGAUUUCCGGCAUCGGCGCGGGGCCCCCUCUGUGGCGCCUCCGGCGCCGCCCCCUGCGCGCUCCUCGCGCCGGAGAGGGGGGCUCCAGCUCCGGUCCAGAGCCGCGCGGACCACUGAAAGGUGUGUGUUGAUGUAGUCUGUCCUUCUUCGAUGUCCGCUUCAACAACUUUCAGACAAAGACUGCGGGCAUGAGCGAGUUCGUGGGCUCGAAGACGACGGUGCACUUCACAGACGGCGUGCUGUACCCGACCUACGAUACUUACCACGUCCCAGGGGCCGACGUGGUGAUGUCCUUGUUCACCGAUCUCGGGCCCACGAUCCUGUCCAGUGGGAUGGAUGCAGCGGAGGUCAACAGCCUGGCAAAACAUGGCUCUCAGACCAUGCGCUUUCUGAAGGACCCCUCGACGGGCUGGAUUGAGAAAUCGGCGAUUGAGAGGCUGAAGAAGUUGUUGGGGCUGAACGGCGUAAAGCAUCCGACCAGCGGCAUGCUGGCCAUCGAUCACUUUGUCAACAUGCCCAACGUCAGACUCCCAGUCUACAUCCACGGCUUCGACUUCUUCCAAGGCCCCAAGAUGCACUACUUCGACGAGCACGAGCCGAUCUACGAGCGCGUAAACGAUCGGAUCGGAGUCAACAUGCACAGCCCUGCGAAGGAGAAGGUAUCCCUGAGCGGAUACGUCGAGAAGCUCGUUGCCGAGGGCAAAGUGCGGUUCCUGAGGCGGGACGCCCGCGCCAUCGCGCUGGAUGCUGCUCGGGGCUCGGCCCUGGCCGUCCACGCGGCUGCGGGGCUGACGGGAGGCGCUGGAGAGCUCGCAGCGGCGAGGCUCCUGUGCGCUGCCGAUGGCAUCAUCAGGUCGGCCGUGGCGCUCCUCGCUGCCCCGGUGCCGCCGCCAGCGCAGGCCCAGGCCCCAAUGGGCCCUCGGAGGCGCAGGCGCCCGCGUGGGCGCGGCGGCAAGCGGGAAGCGGGCCAACCCCUGGCCGACAAGAUGGAGCUCAGCGACGGCAUGGCGGCGGCGGAGCAGUGCGGCCUCGAGGACACCGCGCCCUCGGCUGCGGCGACGCUCGCCCCUGGCGUCGAGGUGGAGGCGACCGCGGACGGCGGAGGCGCCGACGCUGGAGCUGCGCGAGCGGGCCUGGAGCUCGUGCACGCGCCUGCGGCGGCGGCCGACGGCGACGGCGACGACAGGAUGAGCAUCCCUGAGGACGAGUGGGCCGACUCGGUUCAGCGGCGUGCCAGGCCGCCUCCACAGCUGCUGGUGCCAGCCGCCCUCCCCGCCCUGCCCGUCGGCGCGCGGGUGCGGGUCACCGAGGGCGCCUGCGCGCGUGCGACAGCGGUGGUCCUCCUCGACAUGGAGGAUGGCCUCGUCGCGAUCACCUUGGAGGACAACGUCGAGGUUGCUUUCAAGGUCCCGCGUGGCGCGCUGGAGUUGCUGGCACUGAUUGGGGAAUUGCAGCGCCAGGAUCUCGGCUUCUUUUCACGACGCGAGCACGCCUGGGCUCCGAGCCCACAGCAGGCCUUCGGCGCCAGCGGGGCGCCGGCGGGCGCUGGCCGCCAGGCCCUGGGGCGCGAGUCCGCCAAGGAGCAGGGGCCGCGAGAGGCGGGGCGCCUGUUGGAGAGGCUGCGGGCUUGCCACGGGCAGAGGUCUCUGGACCCCUACUGGGGGCACCGCUUCUGGGCCUCCGCCCGCGAGCUGGAGCGCCGGGGGCUCGAGCCGGGCGUGCUCGACGCCCUCUGCAAGGGUGGCUACGCUGGCCCACAGACGCUAACGCCGCCCGCGCUGGACGAGCUGCUGGAGGACCUGGGCUGCAUCGCCUUCCCCGGCGGCGGCCCCGCCGCGCCCGCGCCCGUGCCGGUGGCGCCAGCGGAGGCCCCGGGCUGCGGCGCCCCCCUCGGCGGCGCGGCCGCGCCCGCGCCGGCGCCGGGCACUUCCGCCGGGCGGGCGGAGCCCGAGCGGGCCGGCGGCGGUCAGCGGCCGCGGGCGCUCGCGGCGCAGGAUCAGGUGGAGGAGCAGGCGAGCGCUGGCGACGAGGUCGCCGCCAGGGCCCUGGGGCUGCUCGGCAGGCUGCCGCCCCAGCGGCGCGGGGCGGCCACCUGGGCGAUGCUGCACCGGCUGGCGCUGCAGCACGGCCGCGAGAGGUACGAGGACCCCUCGACGGGCCUCUCGGUGUUCACCUCGGCCUUCCUGAGGGGGCGGAAGUGCUGCGGCUACACCUGCCGCCACUGCCCCCACCGCUUCGACUCGACCGUCGCGCACGGCGCCCUGGCGGCGGCGGCGAACGACUGGUGAUCUCCACGCCCAGUGGACGGGCCUCCGCGGACGCGUCCGACGAGGCGUCUUCAGGGCUGAGUCCGCCCGCCUCCCUUCUCCUCCCGGGGGUCUCGUACUCUACCCUCCUCCCACCGCCCUGCCGUGAUCACGACCUGUUGGUCGAGCUGGCUCCCGAGCCGUGGCGUGGGCCCGCAGGGAGCCCCCGUCGCGGGCCGGUGUACACCUCUGGCCCGCCAAAAAAAGCGGGGCUCCCUCGUUUUCCCCGAGGUCUUCCCCGAGGCCAGUUCCGACGCGGCCGCGCGAGCAGCCACCUGGGCAGCGGAGCGCCCGAUCCGCGCGGAUCCUGCCGGCUGCCCGCAGCUCGGCCGCGGCAAGAAAGAGGAGCCGAGGGGGGCGGCCGGGGGCGGUCUCGUCGCAGGUCAGCGGCCGGGGGCGGUCUCGUCGCAGGUCAG
This is a messenger RNA of Prorocentrum cordatum, 3268 nucleotides long. NCBI's taxonomy places the organism in Eukaryota, Dinophyceae, Prorocentrales, Prorocentraceae. The record is from the annotation of a GenBank genome assembly.